GUUGGAAUUCAUACCAAGGCAUGGUUUAUCGCUGGGAUAUUUCUACUAAUGACUAUACCGAUAUCUCUCUGGGGAAUACUACAGCACUUAGUUCAUUAUACUCAACCUGAGUUACAGAAACCAAUAAUAAGGAUUCUAUGGAUGGUGCCGAUUUACAGUUUAGACAGUUGGAUAGCUUUGAAAUACCCCAACAUUGCAAUAUACGUGGAUACGUGUCGAGAGUGUUACGAAGCUUAUGUCAUCUAUAAUUUCAUGGUUUUUCUUUCAAAUUAUCUAACCAACCGGUAUCCAAACCUCGUAUUAAUAAUAGAAGCAAAAGAUCAGCAGAGACAUCUGCCGCCUCUGUGCUGUUGCCCAUCGUGGGCUAUGGGAGAAGUUUUAUUAUUUAGAUGUAAACUGGGUGUUUUGCAGUACACUGUUGUCAGACCAUUUACUACUAUUAUUGCUUUAAUUUGUGAACUAGUGGGAGUGUAUGAUGAAGGAAACUUCAGCUUCAACAAUGCUUGGACUUACUUGGUUAUACUUAACAACAUGUCACAGCUAUUUGCGAUGUAUUGCCUGGUGCUGUUCUAUAAAGUCCUGCGUGAAGAACUGAACCCUAUCCGACCUGUUGGCAAGUUCCUUUGCGUGAAGAUGGUCGUUUUUGUGUCUUUCUGGCAAGCUGUGCUCAUUGCAUUGUUGGUGAAAGUUGGCGUUAUUUCUGAGAAACACACCUGGGAAUGGCAAAGUGUGGAAGCUGUGGCUACAGGCCUACAGGAUUUUAUCAUCUGCGUUGAGAUGUUCCUGGCUGCUAUUGCACAUCACUACAGUUUUUCCUAUAAACCUUAUGUUCAAGAAGCUGAGGAAGGGUCAUGCUUUGACUCUUUCCUUGCCAUGUGGGAUAUUUCUGAUCUGAGGGCAGAUAUAUCAGAACAGGUUCGAAAUGUCGGAAGGACAGUUUUGGGCCAGCCAAGGAAAAUGUUUUUUGCUGAGGAUCAUGAACAAAACGAGCAUACGAGUUUACUGUCUUCGUCCACUCAAGACCCAAUUUCUGAUGCUUCUUCAAUGCCGUCUUCACCCAUGGGCCAUUAUCAGGGGUUCGGACACACGGUGACACCUCUCACAACACCAACGACAGCCCCCGCGGUCGAUGGCCUUUUUAACGCUUCUGCUCCUCGGGAUGCUGAGGAGUCGCCUGAACUAGAGCAGAGUUCAUCAGAGAGGGAUUUGGGUAAAAGUUAGACUCGCCUUUUCUUUGAAUGUGUCAAGCGGUCUGUCUUACACUUGCCCCAGAUGUUCUGCUAAC
Messenger RNA from Eurypyga helias (sunbittern), 1285 nucleotides. RefSeq names its product transmembrane protein 184C (gene TMEM184C). The record is from RefSeq and is a predicted model, not a curated record. The transcript is spliced from 9 exons. Gene Ontology annotation, molecular function: transporter activity. The annotation marks the transcript as partial. Gene Ontology annotation, biological process: transport. NCBI's taxonomy places the organism in Eukaryota, Metazoa, Chordata, Aves, Eurypygiformes, Eurypygidae.